Messenger RNA from Dibothriocephalus latus, 405 nucleotides. The record is from the annotation of a GenBank genome assembly. NCBI's taxonomy places the organism in Eukaryota, Metazoa, Platyhelminthes, Cestoda, Diphyllobothriidea, Diphyllobothriidae.
AUGGCAGAGAAGGAUCAAAUUACCUUCCGCACCGCCGUCCCCGAUGACUAUAGAGACGGAUACAUUGGCAAAAAUGCGUUUUGGUACGACGAAGACUUGGGCGACUGCGUGCUUGGUAGUACAGCAUUUUUAUGUCCGAUGGAUGAGGUUGAGGGCAUAACGGUCACAGAUAUAACGGUGUUCAAUGUUACAAACGUCGACAGCAUAUACCUUAACAGCAGCUUCCCCGUGACAAUUCAUCGGAUCGAAGAAUACGUUCGGGACAAGAAAGUCGAAGAUCGGUUCAUUAUUGAGGAAACAAUGGGUUUGUCCCAGUGUCCCAAGUAUAAACAAACAAGAUUGGUUUGGAAAUUCCCCGGGACCGUGGCGCAAAGGGCUGCUGUAAGUGGCUCUUUACUUGCUUGA